Molecule: messenger RNA, 2330 nt
Organism: Trematomus bernacchii (emerald rockcod)
Lineage: Eukaryota; Metazoa; Chordata; Actinopteri; Perciformes; Nototheniidae
Gene: ccdc51
Product: coiled-coil domain containing 51
Exons: 7
Coding region: 225-1628 (467 amino acids)
Source: RefSeq, a predicted model, not a curated record
UGAUGCAUUUCUGGCUUCACGUGCCACCGAGCAACUGUCAUAGGAAUGAACGUCACCGCUCUUUAUACAUCCAUAAUGCUAACGAGUUAGCUCAAAUAAACGGCGUCCUUGUGACAUGUAUGCUCUGACAACACUGAGGACAACAGGUUCAUGUUCCAGAUUAUGUUCAAUAGCAGUGAAACUGAAGCGUUGACAGUUUUGAAGCUGCACUCCUGACUGCUGCAAUGAGGUACAGAGGAGCUCAGAUCUGUCUCAGGACUCGUGGCUCUUGUUGUCUUUCUCGCCUCUUCCUGCCCGGCAGAAUCUCUCUGAUCCGGACCUACAGCGCUCACCAUCAGCCUGGAUCUCCUCCACCCACCCCUCCACAAACCCCACCGGUUAACCCCACCCCUCCUGAUGGGAAGGGCAACGCUGAGGCUGUAAAGGAGCGCGCCCUGGCUGCAUUACAGCAUGCAGGUGAGUUGGGUCAUCAGUGGGGUCAAAGGUCGGCUCAGGCAGCCAGCUCCUCUCUGAACUAUUGGUGGGAAAGAUAUGAAGAGUUUGUCGGGAUCAACGAGGUCCGAGUGGCUCAAACCAGAGUCAAUGAGGCGGAGUCAGCGUUCAUGGUGUCCAGAGGGAUGGUGCGCGAGGCUCACGGCAGCUUGGAGGUUCUGCAGGUCCGUCUGAAAGAGGUCCGAGACCGCCUGGACCGGGUCUCCAGAGAAGAAGCUCACUACCUGGAGCUCGCCACGCAGGAGCACAGACUGCUGCAGGAGGAGCGUCGUCUCCGCACGGCGUACGAGAACGCAGAGGGGUCGGAGCGGGAAAAGUUCGCCUUAUUCUCUGCGGGCGUUCGGGCGAGUCACGAGAAGGAGAGAACGAGAGCGGAGAGAACCAAGAACUGGUCCAUCAUCGGGUCGGUGCUCGGAGCGCUGAUCGGGGUCAUGGGGUCAACGUACAUCAACAGAGUCCGUCUGCAGGAGCUGAAGAACCUGCUUCUGGAGGCUCAGAAAGGUCCGGAGAGUCUUCAGGAGGCUCUCAAAGUCCAGGCAGGAAAUCACCGCCUGCAGCAGAACGAGUUUCGCUCGCUCAUCGACAGCCUGAGACUCGCUCUGAGCGACGCUUUCUCUCCGCGGGACGUCGUCCUCCUACAGGACAACAAACACACAUCCUCAGAUCCUCCCUCCGUGCCUCUCUCGGCCCUGAAGGAGCUCCACAUCAGCAGCAAGAGGACAGAGACACUGCUGGAGAAGCUGCUGCCUCAACUGGGGAACAUGGAGGAAGGGAUGGGGAGGAUGGAGGGGGGAAUGAUGGUGGUGAAGAAGCUCCUGGAGGACAAACACACUGAAACACACACCAAACUACAGGCUGAACCACACACUGAACCACACACUGAACCACACACUGAACCACACACUGAACCACACACUGAACCACACACUGAACCACAGCCGCUGUUAGAAACAAUAAAGGAAACGGAGAGAAAGGACCGAUGGGAGUCUGAGGUGCUGGUGAGGCGUCUGGAGGAGACUCAGAGAACUCUGGGAGAACGGAUCAGGACAAAUAAUGUUUAUAACGCCGUGUUUACGUUCAGCGCCACCGCCAUCACCGUGUCGGCCGUCUACCUGCUGCUCAGAGGGAACGCUUAGAGACACUCGCAUGCCCCGGGACCAGUUAUAUCAUAGGAUUGAAUUGACUUUUUAUUGGCAUUGAGUGUCAAACAUUGUCUCCGCAUAUUGUACAUUGCAUCUUUACACGAAGGACAUACAUCUGUUCAUAGUUCUUUUCAGCAAUGACACAUCAUGACACAAAAAACACAGAUGAGAAAGACACAAAGAGAACAAAUGAUAAUAAAAUAAAAGAACAGUGAACUAUUAGGGAGUGGACAUGUCUUUACAGCCGAGUCCACUUCUCCCAGUUUGUAGUAAAUUGCUCCGAUGUAUGAUAUUUAUGAUCAGAAAGUUCAAUAAGUAUUUCUCAACCAGGUCUGUGGCAAAUUCCCAAAGUAUAAAAUCUUUCAUCUCUACAGUUAUUAUGUCUUUGAAAAUGUCUUGUAAGGCUAUAUGAUAGGAUUUGAUGUCAGAUUGAGUAUGAAAUGUCUCGUAUCACAACAUUUUUGUUUCCAAACAACGCUGAUACGCUGCAUCACUUCAUACAGCACAAAACAUUUAAAAGCAACACAUGUCGGCCUUUUUCCAUCUAAGGAACAUUGCCAGACUCCGACCGUCACUCUCGGAGUCGGUUGCAGAAACCCUAGUGCAUGUGUUUGUCACCUCCCGCUUGGACUACUGCAAUGGUGUCCUGUUUGGUGUCCCCAACAAAACCCUGGACAGGCUCCAGUAUGUCCAAAA